Molecule: messenger RNA, 1517 nt
Organism: Arabidopsis lyrata subsp. lyrata
Lineage: Eukaryota; Viridiplantae; Streptophyta; Magnoliopsida; Brassicales; Brassicaceae
Product: iron-sulfur protein NUBPL
Exons: 8
Coding region: 434-1372 (312 amino acids)
Biological process (GO): iron-sulfur cluster assembly; mitochondrial respiratory chain complex I assembly
Cellular component (GO): mitochondrion
Molecular function (GO): 4 iron, 4 sulfur cluster binding; ATP binding; ATP-dependent FeS chaperone activity
Source: RefSeq, a predicted model, not a curated record
CAUAGCAAUUUUCAUCAAAGCCAUAAAAGGCUCUCUCUUUAUUAAACCCUUCGUGUCUACAAUCUUUAUGUACAAGCACGAAUUGCUAGAAAGUAUCUUACUCAAAGUUGACAACUUUACUGUGAUGUUAAGAGUCACCGUGUGGGAUCGGCAAGACCAAUCCAGUUACAGACGCUGGGAAGUUCUUACUUGACGGUUUUGCCCAUGUCCAUUGCUGUAAUUUACGAGAAAACCCACCUCUGUUUUCAACCUCUCCUAGAGAUACAAGCCAUCGUCGUCGAGCCUGAUAACUGAGAUUUGAUCCUCCAUCUUUUGCUCGAGUCUGUUGCAAUCUCUGCUUUUUCUUCUUGUUUCAGGGAUUUAGCUUAAGUUUAUCGCAUUUCCUAAAUUGCCCUCGUCUCCACUUUCACUCUCUCUCCUUUUAUCUCUCCCUAUGGCCACCGUCGCGCUUCUUCGGUCUCUCCGCCGCCGUGAAUUCCACGCAGCUCCCAUCUCUGCAUAUAAAUUCAGUUCUGCUAGCGCCGGCAGGAGGGCGACGGAGCUCCGGUUACAUGGAGUCAAGGACAUCAUCGCCGUUGCGUCUGGUAAAGGCGGAGUUGGAAAGUCUUCGACAGCUGUAAACUUAGCUGUUGCAUUGGCCACUAAAUGUGAACUGAAGAUUGGAUUGCUUGAUGCGGAUGUAUAUGGACCAUCUGUUCCUAUCAUGAUGAAUAUCAAUCAAAAGCCUCAAGUUAACCAAGAUAUGAAGAUGAUUCCAGUUGAGAACUAUGGAGUUAGAUGCAUGUCAAUGGGACUCCUUGUUGAAAAAGAUGCACCACUUGUGUGGAGAGGUCCUAUGGUAAUGAGUGCUCUUGCUAAGAUGACAAGAGGAGUUGAUUGGGGAGAUCUUGAUAUUCUUGUUGUUGAUAUGCCUCCUGGAACCGGUGAUGCUCAAAUUACCAUAUCUCAAAACCUGAAACUCUCAGGUGCUGUUAUUGUAUCAACUCCACAAGAUGUUGCGCUUGCUGAUGCUAAUCGAGGAAUCUCCAUGUUUGACAAAGUUAGAGUACCUAUCUUGGGACUUGUGGAGAACAUGAGUUGCUUCGUUUGUCCUCACUGUAAUGAACCUUCUUUCAUCUUUGGGAAAGAAGGAGCACGCCGCACUGCUGCAAAGAAGGGUUUGAAACUUAUCGGUGAGAUUCCACUGGAAAUGUCGAUCAGAGAAGGUUCUGAUGAAGGUGUUCCUGUGGUUGUUUCUUCGCCGGGUUCUAUAGUGUCAAAAGCUUAUGAAGAUCUAGCUCUAAACGUGGUGAAAGGACUCAAGGAGCUAAGAGACAAUCCAGAUAAUGAGAUUCAGAUGAAGCUAAAUGUUCCUCAUUCUAGCCCAUCAUAGAACAAACACUUAUAUAUGACCAAAGUUUUGUCUUGCUGCCUCACUUUCUCAGAUUUUUGUACCAAAGAGAGUGUUUGCGAAGAGAAGAAUGUAUUUGUAGAUGAUAAAAGCAAUAGAGCCAGUCACGGUUUAUGAACCAUGUGAA